UAUUGUGGGAUGGCAGGAAGAUGGCGGCGCAUGGAAGGCGUGCUCUGCUAGGGGUGGCGGGGGGUUGGCGGCGGUUCGAGAGGCUGUGGGCCGGCAGCCUAGGUUCUCGCAACCUGGCUCUUGCGGCCGCACCCUCAAGCAGCGGGUCCCCGUGGCGCCUGUUGGGCGCGUUGUGCCUGCAGCGGCCACCGCUAGUCUCCAAGAACCUGACCCCAUUGCAGGAAGAGAUGGCGGCUGUGCUUCAGCAGAUUGAGAGAGAGAAAAGCCUGUAUUCAGACCAUGAGCUUCGUGUUCUGGAUGAAGCCCAGCAACAGGCAAGAAAGAAAGCUGACCUCUAUGAUGAAGAUGAACAGGAUAUAUUGCUGGUGCAAGAUUUGGAAGAUAUGUGGGAGCAGACAUUUUUACAGUUCAAACCUGGAGCUCGCAUAACAGAAGCUGAUGAAAAGAAUGACCGAACUUCUCUGCACCGGAAGCUAGACAGGAACCUUAUCCUUUUAGUCAGAGAGAAGCUUGGAGACCAGGAUGUUUGGAUGCUGCCCCAGGCGGAGUGGCAGCCUGGGGAGACCCUCAGAGGAACAGCUGAGCGAACUCUGGCCACACUCUCAGAAAACAAUAUGGAAGCCAAGUUCCUAGGAAAUGCACCCUGUGGGCACUACAAGUUCAAGUUCCCUCAGGCAAUGCGGACAGAGAGUAACCUUGGGGCCAAAGUAUUCUUCUUCAAAGCACUACUACUCACUGGAGACUUUUCCCAUGCCGGGAAGAAAGCCCAUCAUGUAUGGGUCAGUAAGGAGGAGCUGGGUGACUAUUUGAAACCAAAAUACCUGGCCCAGGUUCGGAGAUUUCUUUUGGACCUCUAAUGGACUGAACUGUGUGUGAACAAUGCUCAUCCAAGUCUGGGAUUAGGACCUCAAGGACCUUGUGUGGAUGACCCUCAUUUGUAGGGAAUACCAAGCAGCAAACUAAAUUCUGAGAAAUAAAUGAGUCUCUUAUUGUGUUCAUCUCA
Messenger RNA from Galeopterus variegatus (Sunda flying lemur), 1003 nucleotides. RefSeq names its product mitochondrial ribosomal protein L46 (gene MRPL46). The transcript has 4 exons. Gene Ontology annotation, molecular function: structural constituent of ribosome. Gene Ontology annotation, cellular component: mitochondrial large ribosomal subunit. The record is from RefSeq and is a predicted model, not a curated record. NCBI's taxonomy places the organism in Eukaryota, Metazoa, Chordata, Mammalia, Dermoptera, Cynocephalidae. The coding region runs from base 21 to 857 and encodes 278 amino acids.